Messenger RNA from Triticum dicoccoides, 891 nucleotides. Its product is annotated as 60S ribosomal protein L18-2-like. Gene Ontology annotation, molecular function: RNA binding; structural constituent of ribosome. The transcript has 5 exons. Gene Ontology annotation, cellular component: ribosome; cytosolic large ribosomal subunit. NCBI's taxonomy places the organism in Eukaryota, Viridiplantae, Streptophyta, Magnoliopsida, Poales, Poaceae. Bases 130 to 693 code for a protein of 187 amino acids. Gene Ontology annotation, biological process: translation. The record is from RefSeq and is a predicted model, not a curated record.
CGCCCACACCAUAUCACCAUAUUUAGACUCCACUCCUCACUCCAUCCAAAACCCUAGCACCCGUCCCGCCGCCGCCGCUGCCGCUGCCGCCCUGACCCUCGCCGCUGCAGCAGCCACCACCGCGCAACCAUGGGUAUCGACCUCGUCGCCGGCGGCCGCAACAAGAGGACCAAGCGCACGGCGCCCAAAUCCGACGAUGUGUACCUCAAGCUGCUCGUCAAGCUCUACCGCUUCCUGGUGCGGAGGACCAAGAGCCAGUUCAACGCCGUGAUCCUCAAGCGUCUCUUCAUGAGCAAGACCAACCGCCCGCCGCUCUCGAUGCGCCGCCUCGUCAGGUUCAUGGAGGGGAAGGCGGACAAGAUCGCCGUGAUCGUGGGCACCAUCACCGAUGACCAGAGGGUCUACGAGAUACCGGCAAUGAAGGUGGCCGCGCUCAGGUUCACCGAGACGGCGAGGGCCAGGAUCGUCAAUGCUGGUGGCGAGUGCCUUACCUUUGACCAGCUCGCCCUCCGUGCUCCGCUUGGACAGAACACGCUUCUCCUGAGGGGUCCCAAGAACGCCAGGGAAGCUGUUAGGCACUUUGGCAAAGCUCCAGGAGUGCCACACAGCCACACCAAGCCAUAUGUCCGCUCAAAGGGCAGGAAAUUCGAGAAGGCGAGAGGAAGGAGGAACAGCAGGGGAUUCAAGGUCUAAGAUGUGGAAUUUCUGGCGCACUUGUGUCAUAUUUUGCUAUCAUCGGUUUAUCGUCAUCUUUUUGGGUACCAGAAUAUUACCGCUUUAGAUGUCAGUGUCUUGUGUCAACGAGUAUUCAGAACCAGUUAAUUUGUGUUUCAUCAUUUUGCAACUUGAGAGACCAUGCUUGCAAGCCAGUUAUGAAUAUCAUUUCUAGUA